Molecule: messenger RNA, 1060 nt
Organism: Gorilla gorilla gorilla (western lowland gorilla)
Lineage: Eukaryota; Metazoa; Chordata; Mammalia; Primates; Hominidae
Product: signal peptidase complex subunit 2-like
Exons: 1
Coding region: 23-703 (226 amino acids)
Biological process (GO): protein targeting to ER
Cellular component (GO): signal peptidase complex; membrane
Source: RefSeq, a predicted model, not a curated record
AUUUGGGGCAGAGGCGGACAAGAUGGCGGCGGCAGCUGUACAGGGCAGGAGAAGCGGUGGUAGCGGAGGCUGUAGUGGGGCUGGUGGUGCUUCCAACUGCGGGACAGGAAGUGGCCGUGGCGGCUUGUUGGAUAAGUGGAAGAUAGAUGAUAAGCCUGUAAAAAUUGACAAGUGGGAUGGAUCAGCUGUGAAAAACUCUUUGGAUGAUUCUGCCAAAAAGGUACUUCUGGAAAAAUAUAAAUAUGUGGAGAAUUUUGGUCUAAUUGAUGGUCGCCUCACCAUCUGUACAAUCUCCUGUUUCUUUGCCAUAGUGGCUUUGAUUUGGGAUUAUAUGCACCCCUUUCCAGAGUCCAAACCCGUUUUGGCUUUGUGUGUCAUAUCCUAUUUUGUGAUGAUGGGGAUUCUGACCAUUUAUACCUCAUAUAAGGAGAAGAGCAUCUUUCUCGUGGCCCACAGGAAAGAUCCUACAGGAAUGGAUCCUGAUGAUAUUUGGCAGCUGUCCUCCAGUCUUAAAAGGUUUGAUGACAAAUACACCUUGAAGCUGACCUUCAUCAGUGGGAGAACAAAGCAGCAGCGGGAAGCCGAGUUCACAAAGUCCAUUGCUAAGUUUUUUGACCACAGUGGGACACUGGUCAUGGAUGCAUAUGAGCCUGAAAUAUCCAGGCUCCAUGACAGUCUUGCCAUAGAAAGAAAAAUAAAGUAGCCAAUUCUAAAAGUAGCCCUCUUUCUCCUGGAUCUUGCUGAAUUAGUGGCUUGGGGGGUGGGGGAGAUAAAAAGAACUUAAAAUGGGUAAAGUAAGAAAUGUUAAAAAGUCCCUGUUUUGUCCUGAAAUUUUAGUCUAUUCUGGAAAAAUAGGAUUUUCUGACACAGAUAUGAGAAGUUGUAGCUCUGAUGUCUAGCUGUAGUCUCCUUGAUCUGCUGAUUGCAUUAUUUUAAUUUGCUUUUCUGGGAAAGCAGUUUUGCUAAAAGCUGUACAGACUUUUUCUUUUGUACCUAGCAGUACUUUAUAUAGUAUAGCUUUGGGCCAUGUAGCAUUUUAAGACUCAAUUUUAAAAAAUUA